CAGCCAAAGGAGCCCCGCGUUAUUGUCGAAUCCGAAGACCACCCCGACCGGCUUCUACUCGAGACCAAGAUCGUAAAAGACGAUGGCUUCCAAAAACAACAAGGCGCCUUCCAGGAAGCCGAGGGUUGCGCCAUGAUAUGGAAAUUUAUUGACGGCGUUCAACAAACCUUCCACAAUGUCCUGGGCGGCGCCGACGACAGUCUCUCCGAGGAUCUUACUAUGGAUAUGUCAAACUCGACUUUCACGCUCCCCCCGGCUGAUCUGGCGAACCUACCUGAUCUCGAGAAUAUCAUGCGCCAGAUGUCCAAUACGGCUAAUGGGCGCGAGAUGCUGGUCAAGUCCAUCAUGGAGCACGACAUCAUACCCUCAUUAGGCAACCUAGUCGAGAUGGCGGAAGAUCUCGAGAGCCUCGACGACCUAUUUCGUCUUUGCAACAUGACCAAGACGAUGCUCCUCCUAAACGACACUGCAAUCAUAGAAAAAGCUGUAUCUGAUGAAUGUGUCCUCGGUGUGGUGGGUGCCCUCGAGUACGAUCCCGACUUCCCGAAGCACAAGGCGAACCACCGGCAGUGGUUGAGCAACCAGACCCGUUUCAAGGAGGUGGUCAAGAUUGAGGAUGAUACAAUCCGGCGCAAGAUUCAACAGACCUUCCGCUUGCUGUAUCUCAAGGAUGUGGUUCUGGCCCGAAUCCUAGAUGACCCGACCUUCUCCGUCCUCAACUCGCUCAUCUUCUUCAACCAGGUUGACAUCAUCAACCAUAUCCAGACUAACGGUGGGUUCCUAAACGACCUCUUCUCGAUAUUCGCCGACCCCUCUGCGCAACACCUACGCAAAAAACAGGCCGUUACUUUCCUCCACGAUUGCUGUGCCAUCGCCAAGAAUCUUCAACCGCCAGCAAGACAAAAUCUGUAUACCAAUUUCCUCGGCCAUGGUCUUGUUCGUGUCAUUAAUUUCGGAUUGUGUGACCACGACGUCACUGUACGAGUUCAUGCUACUGACAUCCUCGUGGCCAUGAUUGAUCACGAUCCCCAGAUGGUCCGGCACACGAUUUACCGACAGCUGCAGGAACGUCAGAAGCCUCUCACUGAUGUGAUCAUCGAUCUUCUUCUGGUUGAGGUUGAUCUCGGUGUCAAGUCGCAAAUGCAGGAUGCCCUUCGGAUCCUGCUCGAUGUGGCGCCGAUCAUGCCGCCAGAUGCAAGAGAGUAUCCUCCCAACCAGCAGCGAUUGAGACAGCUUCAGAGCAUCGACCCGCAGCAAGAACUUCUGAUACAGCAUUUCUAUGAAAACUCGGCCGCCAGGCUUUUUAAGCCACUGCUCGAUCUCGAAGGGCAGACAGAGUUGAAGUUCCAGCCCAUGCAGGAGUACAUCUUCGGCUACCUGAACGACAUACUCUGUUCCUUCAUCCGACAACACCAACACAGGGCCAAGUACUUCCUCAUCACCCACAGUCUGGCACAGCGCUUCGUUCAGUUGCUUUCAUGCAAGCAAAAGCAUCUGCAGCUCGUGGCCAUUCGAUUUAUCAAGCAACUGGUAUUGAUGAACGACGAAUUUUACAUGAAGCACAUUGCCGAGAAGCAAAUUCUCGGCCCUAUUCUCGAUGUGCUAUUAAGAGCCAUCACCCGCGACAACCUUCUUUGUUCAGCUUGCCUCGAUCUUUUCGUCCUCAUUAAUAAGGAGAAUGUUAAGGACCUAAUUAAGCACCUCGUGGAAAAUUACCGGGAAAAGAUUAUGGCGUUGUCGCACAUGGAUACCUUCCGCGAAAUGGUCAGUCGGUACGACCAGACGGAAGGCUACACAACCAAUCCCGAGUAUUUUAUGGAUGAAGACGAAGAUGAGGGACCAACCGCGGCCGAGAGCGAAAGGAGACCGACGAGGCCAACCUCCGGUCUGAUGGAGGAACAACUCACUGUCGAUCAGGCUCAAGAGGAAUACUGGAACGGCGUAUCGGACGAAGAGGAUGAAGGACCUCAGAAUGACUCCCAUCGUACCAACGGCACCGCCACUACUCUUCCUCUGCUGAAGCCCUUGGUCGAAUACGGCUCGGACGAGGAAGAUGGCGUGGCGGGUGAUGAGGCAACUGCCCAAGCAAAGAAGGACGAUGAAGACAACAGCGCAAAGUCGAACGGCGAACGACCAGUAACACCAACAAAAGGUGGGCCGGCCGCAGCCGCUGCUGCCGCCGUUGUCGCGACCCCGCCAGAGAGGAUAUCUGAGAAGCGGCGCCGUGAAGAAGACGAGGAUGACGAUGCGUUUGACAAGUUACUGCAGUCCAAGCGCCGAGGGAGCAAUGCCAGUGCCGCGAGCGCCGGUGCAGACAUUCGCAAGAAGAUGGGCAUCUCUGAAGAUGAUGGUCCUGCUGCUGAGGGUGCCACCACCGAGGACAAUGGUACUUCAACGACAGAUCGCACAUCUCCUAACCCUGCUUCCCCUCUAGCUGCUACCACCGCCGUCACUACGAGUCUAAGCACGCCAAAGAAAAUUGCUUUCAAUAUCUCUUCCAAAGUCAAAAGCAUGCUUGGUGGUGGUGGUGGGAAACCUUCGGAGCCGGAGGCAGAUACCGGUACAACAACGACUAGCGCGAAUGAUAAAGCGCAAGAAACUUCAAUAACAACGGGUGCUACAACUGCAUUAGGAAAGGAAAAUGUGAGGAUAGGGGAAAGAGAGGAGAAGGAGGAGGAGAAGGAGACUUCAAAGUCAGUGGUACAAGAAGUGGGAGAAGAAGAAGAAGAAGAAGAUCCAAACGCAAUGAAAGACUAGAGGCUACUUUGGGUUGGAUCAAGGAAGGCAAAGCGCAAGGGGAAUGGGAAGGAAGGCAAGGAAGGGGAAACGCGGAAAGUGAAAGGGAAAAGGGAGGCAAAAUAGGCGAAAACACACACAUAUAUUAUUUACAAAUAUGGAUUGGCACCGUACCGAUUUGAU
Messenger RNA from Neurospora tetrasperma FGSC 2508, 2919 nucleotides. RefSeq lists its product as uncharacterized. Gene Ontology annotation, biological process: protein dephosphorylation; DNA damage response. NCBI's taxonomy places the organism in Eukaryota, Fungi, Ascomycota, Sordariomycetes, Sordariales, Sordariaceae. The coding region runs from base 133 to 2757 and encodes 874 amino acids. Gene Ontology annotation, molecular function: protein phosphatase activator activity. Gene Ontology annotation, cellular component: protein phosphatase 4 complex; nucleoplasm. The record is from RefSeq and is a predicted model, not a curated record. The transcript has 4 exons.